Molecule: messenger RNA, 1897 nt
Organism: Phaedon cochleariae (mustard beetle)
Lineage: Eukaryota; Metazoa; Arthropoda; Insecta; Coleoptera; Chrysomelidae
Source: the annotation of a GenBank genome assembly
GUUUUUUUGAGUACUACAUUUUUUAAAUAGAAUUUUAAAUAUAAAAAUGAUGGUUGAUGACGAAAUUAUGAUAGUAGAACAAUGUGGCCCCCGUGGUGAUGUUUUUCUUUAUAGCAAAAAUGACAACAACGAAAUAAUUCAGCUCAAAUCAGAAGGGCCUCCUCCAACCACCAUCUCCCUGUCUCUCCAAUGUUUGAAGAAUUUCUUUUGUGAAAUCCUGCUUCCAUAUGGGUACCCAGAAAGUGUUAGUGAAGAUUACCUAGAAUACCAGCUGUGGGAUACUGCACAGGCGUUCUGCAGUACUAUUGUAGGAGCGUUCACCACCAGAGCAAUUCUGAAGGGUGUAGGAGUUGGUAAUGCUCAAGCUACUGCCCUAUCUGCAGCUGUGACAUGGAUUUUGAAAGAUGGAACAGGAAUGGUAGGAAGGAUUAUUUUUGCAUGGUGGAAAGGGAAAGGUUUGGAUUCUGACUGUAAGAAAUGGAGACUAUUUGCAGAUGUUCUGAAUGAUCUGGCUAUGACAAUUGAGUUGUUCUUGCCAUUUUUCAGUGACUUAUCCAUGCCAGUUCUUUGUGUGUCUUCUACCAUGAAAUCUAUUGUUGGAAUUGCUGGUGGGGCAACUAGAGCUUCCAUAAUGCAUCACCAAGCUAUUAAAGAUAAUAUGGCUGAAAUAUCAGCAAAAGAUGGAACCCAGGAAACUCUUGUUAAUCUAGUAGCUAGUAUCACAAGUAUUUAUCUAUUCAACAUUUUCACAGGGCCUAUUUCUGAAAUGAUUUUUGUUUUAUCACUGAUGGGACUGCAUUUAUUGACUAAUUACUGGGCUGUGAAAUCCUUGAUAUUCACAACAUUUAAUGAUCAAAGACUGUUAAUAGUUUUGAGAAGUUAUUUCAAUAUUGGUGCAAUUUUGAAUCCACUGAGAGCCAAUAAAAGAGAAGUUGUCAUAUUAGGAAUUGGUGCAUCAGUUCAUAAAUUUUGUGGUUUCAAUAUCCUUAUGGGACAACCUUUGAAGAAUGUUUUAUGUACUUUGUCACCUGCAGAUUUUCAACAGAAUCUUUCAGUAUACAAAGAUAAAAAUUACUUUCUACUUGUUGACAUCAAUGAAAGGAAUAUUUAUAUAACUUUUGAAAAAGAUGAAACUACAGAAGAAGUUAUUGCAGCAUUUUUUCAUGCUGUAUGUCUAGGCAUUGCAACAUGUUUGUACAAUAAUAUACCCUUGGAUAACUUUUUGAAAAGACAACUUCAUCAUCCCACACCAAUGACUAGAUUGUACACCUUCAUGAAUUCUUAUGAAAAAUCAUCCACUAUGAGAAAUAUGCCUUAUAACAAUUUAUUUGAUUUUGAGGAAUUUGUUAAACAAGAAUAUUCAAUGUUUCAUUUUGCUCUACAAGUAAAUGGAUGGAAUAUGAAUUCACACUCAUUAAAUAUAGGAGAUUGGAGGUCUGACUGGAAAAUUUGUAACAAAAAAAAAGAAUAAAAAUACACUCACAUAAUUGUUUUGUUGUCUUUAUCACAGGAGUAAGUUCCAAAAAUAUAGUUUCUUUAUAGAUCUAUAUAACAAUCAUAAAAAUAUAAUUUGUAACAAUUUAAAAAUCCUAUUACUUUCACAGGUUUAUCAGAUUUAUGCAUUCUGCAAAAUGUGAUUUAAGCUCCAAAUAAUAUUCAAUAUGCAUAAAACUGAAUAAACCAUGAUAAAUAAAUUGAGCUAAACUUCCAUGUAGGUACUACAGGAUCAAUUUUGUAUAUUUGAAAGUUUCAGUUUUCUUUUUUCAAUCUCCAACUGCUGCAUAUAGGACAAAAAGCAGCACCAUACAAGACUACAGGCACUCACAUAUGGUACCCUGUUUUUUUCUGCUAUGUAACAAAAGUUUAUGGUUUGUAAAAUUGGCCAGACACAUACACC